AUGUACUUUUCUGGGGGAGAUUCAGGAGAUGGACGAUCAUCCAAUUUCCAGGCCAUCCCUCCAAGCUCCUGGGUUGGUUCUGUGAGCUUUGGCCUAGAAGGGUUCUGGUCGAAUUCUUCUGGCAAGCUUUGCAUGGUGGGAUCAGGUUCUGCAUACUCCAGUGAAGGUAAGUUGCUUAAUCUUGCUGCUAUCCUUAAGCUCAGUAAUGUAAAAAAUUCUAGUACUGUUACCGAUUUGUUUAGUGGUACUCUGGAGAGCUUGGAUUUGACCGGUGAUUCCAAUUAUUUUGAACCAAUUUCCAUAUUGGUAUUUCCUCAAAUGAACUAUGAUUACACUUCGAUUUCCGAAGAGAGUGGUACUGGGGUCCUGGAGAGACUAAUGUUCCGGAGGAAUUGCACUCCCUUUGGUGGGGCGAUUCAAUAUUUGCCCCGUAUCAUGGCCACAAAAGGAAUUAAGUGUUCAGGGGCUAAACAACAGUUGCAACUUCUGAUAAAAUUUCAGAACGUUGGAAAACUUGAGUAUUACCGACCUUUUAAUCCAAGCACCACAUUGGUUGGAGAGGGACGGUGGGAUGCCAAGAGGAAUAGGCUAUGUGUCGUUGCUUGCCGAAUCUUGAACACUACGAAUUCUCUGGCUAAUGCUCGGGUUGGGGAUUGUUCAAUCAGGUUGAGUUUGAGAUUCCCUGCAACCUGGACAAUCAGAAACAGAAGUAGCAUGGUGGGGCAGAUUUGGAGCAACAGAACGGUGAAUGAUUCAGAAAACUUCAGUAGGAUCAUGUUUCAAAGUCCCCAGAAUAUUAUAGAGGUUCCAGGCUUGAAAUAUGAAUAUACUGAGAUUGACAGAGCAGGAAAAUCAUGCCAAGAAAAGAUGCCUGUUGGAAACAAGGGGACAGCAUACCCAGAAGCGAAUUCUUUUGAUAUGCAAUUCGACAUGUCGGUUAAAAGCUCUACAGAGAUAAUUGCAUGGGGUUCCUCAGCCCCCCUCUUUGUGGGUGAAAUUUUUUAUGACCCUUUGGUUAGUUUUGAACCAUUCUCCCUCUCAAGCUCAAUGCAAGAAAAUUCAGCAGUUGAAUCACAUAGCAGACGGAUUGGUCCAGAGAAUAUUAGCUACAAGAUGAGCUUCAAAUUGAAACCUGGGCCUGAAUCUAAUGGUAUCAUCAAUCCAUUUAGUUCUUCUUCUUUGGGUAUGUAUCUGCAAGUGGAGAUUUCUGCUGAGGGGAUUUAUGAGGCCAAAACAGGAUUUCUGUGUAUGGUAGGCUGCAGAAAGCUGAGGUCAGAGAUUCAGAUAUUGACAAACGACUCCAUGGAUUGUGAGAUUCUUGUGAUCCUCCUCUUCUCUCCAUUGAACUCCAGGAAUGGAAGUUACAUCAAGGGAAGUAUCGAAAGCACACGACAUGAAUCUGAUCCUCUUCACUUCCCAAGUCUGGCCUUGUCUUCAGCUGCUUUCAUUGUGGUGGAAGCCAGAGAGUCCAUUUGGAGGAUGACUAUGGAGAUCACCAUGGUUCUGAUGUCUAACACCCUUGCCUUUUUCUUUGUGAGCCUGCAACUCUUUCAUGUGAAAAAGCAGCCCAAUCUUCUGCCUUCCAUCUCACUGAUCAUGCUUGGAAUUCUUGCUCUCGGGUAUUUGAUCCCUCUUGCACUAGACUUCAAUGCCAUACUCCUCGGAAGCCAUAGUCAUGAGAGGAUGACUAUGGAGAUCACCAUGGUUCUGAUGUCUAACACCCUUGCCUUUUUCUUUGUGAGCCUGCAACUCUUUCAUGUGAAAAAGCAGCCCAAUCUUCUGCCUUCCAUCUCACUGAUCAUGCUUGGAAUUCUUGCUCUCGGGUAUUUGAUCCCUCUUGCACUAGACUUCAAUGCCAUACUCCUCGGAAGCCAUAGUCAUGAGAUGAUUGUGCUCGGAAGGGGCGGAUGGCUUAAAGUGAACAAUGUGUUUGUGAGGGUAGUGACUCUGGUAGUUUUCCUGCUCCAAUGCCGGCUUCUCCUGCUCACAUGGUCAGCUAGAUUAGGCCAUGGAGACCAAAAGAGGUUGUGGGCUGCUGAGAGGAAUGGUCUCAACAUUCCCUUUGGUGGGACUUGGGCAUCUUAUGCUGGGUUGGUGGUUGAUGGCUUCCUUUUCCCUCAGAUUCUGUUCAAUGUGUUCAUGAACUCAGGAGAUCAACAAGUUCUUUCUCAGUCUUUUUAUAUGGGAACCACUUUAAUCAGACUGCUCCCUCAUGCCUAUGACCUUUACAGGGCUCAGAACUAUGCUCAGGGCUUUGAUGGGUCAUACAUAUAUGCAAAUCCUGGCGGAGACUUUUACUCAACAUCUUGGGAUGUCAUCAUUCCUUGUGCGGGUCUGCUGUUUUCUGCUAUCAUUUUCUUGCAGCAGCGGUUUGGUGGUGGUUGUAUCAUUUCCAAGAGAUUCAGGGAGUCGGAAGCUGCAUAUGAGAUGAUACCAGUGGUUACAGGUGAGAUAGCCAUGUGA
This is a messenger RNA of Vitis riparia (riverbank grape), 2463 nucleotides long. RefSeq lists its product as uncharacterized. The record is from RefSeq and is a predicted model, not a curated record. The transcript is spliced from 3 exons. Bases 1 to 2463 code for a protein of 820 amino acids. Gene Ontology annotation, cellular component: intracellular membrane-bounded organelle. NCBI's taxonomy places the organism in Eukaryota, Viridiplantae, Streptophyta, Magnoliopsida, Vitales, Vitaceae.